GAAACAGCUGAUGGUAGACCUGCGUUCUUGAUGUCAUUGUGUAUGAAGGCAGGCCGCGUCGUUGUUGACGUUGGCGAGCGAUCACGUUGUGGCUUUACGUCAACCGAGCGGAGGCUGUCCUCAGCAGGCGACUUCUGUCAUCUCCGAAUGUGUGUUAGUUACAGGUUAAUUACUGCCGCGUGGUUGAUGAGGUGCAGAACGAUAUCGCUGUGAGCAGAAUUUUUUUUGUGACGAAGUGUUACGUUGUUCCUCAGUCGAGGUCGCCUGUGGUGAGUGUGUGUGGGAUGAAACGGGAGCACCGUGUUCCGCUACAGUGAACGCGUGUGGGUGGACAUUUUAAUAUGGACAUACAUAUGGGACAUUUCCGCGAUAAAGGCGAGGAAAUAGAAUAUCUCCAACAAGCAGUACGGCAAUUGCAGUCACAACUCGACGAUUCAAGACAGCUUGUAUGGCAGCUAAACAGCGAAUCCGAAGAGUUCAGAGAAAGUUCAUGGCAGCUAGAAAAAGAACUAGAAAAUUCCCUGGAUCAGGCAGAAAAAAAGAAUCGUGAUCUCAGGCAUCAAUGCAAUAAAUUAGGGAAAGAUACUGAUGUUUUGAAGGAUAAAAUGGAAGAGAUCAAAAGAAUAAAUGAUACCUUGUCAUCAGACUUAAAGAAAUAUAAGCAAAUGGAAAUUGAGUGGACAAAGCGCAUUCAGCAGCUAGAACAACAGAAUGAUGAUUUGGAAAGAGCACUAAGGGCUGCCAGUGAUCAUAAAAUGACUGCUCAACAGCAUCUAGAUGAAGCAAUGGAGAGGGAUGUUCUGCGAGAAGGAGAAAAGGAAGAGCUUUUGUCUUUAUUGCAGCAACUGCAGGAAGAAAACAAAGAUCUGGCAGAAGAAAUAAGAAUAAGGGACAGGCUUUCAUCAUUUGAGAAGUCACCAAGAGACUUGAGGGAGAGCAGAACAUCAGUUGAGACCCAGACCCAAGUAGUCCAUGCUGUUCAGCCCCUUAGAAACAAGGUCAGCCGUGCUCUCCAUCGCACACGCGCGCUGGGCCGCUCUCUGAACUGCAUGGCCAAAGGCGAUGUGUAAACCUGUGGGUGUUCCCGUAAGGGUCAGCAACUUACAGACCAUAUCGCCCAACUUACUCCCAUUACAAUGGCCGUUGUUUUUUUUGUCAGGCGGGAGUCACAAAUGUUUUUAAAAGGUGAUUAAAAGCACCAAAUAUUUUUGUGUAGGUUUUGCUAAGCUAAUUUAUGAGCUUGAAGAGGAAUGCUGUAAAGGAGAUAAAAUUUUAAGCAUAGUAAAGUAAGAAGAAUGACAGUUCUUUUUUCUUCCAAAGGUUCUUAUUGUGUUUAUUUUCAGAUGUAGUUUUACUCAUCCUAUGAAAUGGAUGAAACUGGCAAGUGGUUUUAUUUACUUUUUCGUUGGUAUUCAUCACAAUUUUAUUAUUUAGCUAUGUAAUGGUGAAUAGCUAAGAAAAGUAAAUAAAAAUACUCGUAGUCUGUAGCCAUGUAUCCAAAAUUCAUGAGGAUUCAAAAUUAUAUUAAAACAAUAUGUGCCAUUCAAUCUUUUACGAUUGUUUCAAUUGAGACAACUUUCAUAAUUGUUAUUUUUACUGGAAUAGACAAAACUAGUUGGUGUUUUUAAACAUAUUUCUAGUUUUCCUCAUCUACACUUUCAACAACUAUAUUACUAUUUAUAAGUUUUAAUUAUGACACAUUUUUUUAAUUUGUAACAUUUUGCUUGAAGUAGACUGUCUAAAUGCAAAGUAGCUUGAGCAAUUAUGGACACUGAAAAUCCAAGUAAAGGUUUUGCAUUGUUGCUCAAUGAGGAAAAAUUAUUUAAUUGCACCUUUGGGACUUGUACAUGAAAAACGUAUGGGACCAAACAAAACCCGAGUUUUUGCACAAUAAAUAGUAUUUGUAUUUUAAAUCUCAUAAUUCUACUGUUAAAAUGAUAUACUGUAGCCUAAUUAUGUUUUCAUGCCAGAAGUUUCAGCAUGGAAGAGAUCCUAUUGACAACACUGGUUUGUUAAACCAGUUUUUCACUUGCUGAAAUCAGUUUUGGAUAUGGCAACAAAUGAAACUUUACUACAUUCCUAAAAUUCAUAUUAUCAUUGACUCAAUUUGUGGUAUUAACAGACAAUCUGUUAUUGCAGUUUGAACAUUGUUGAUGUACAGACAUUCUUAUUUCAAGGAAAAUUAUUUUCACUUUCCUUAUAGUCUCUGGACUCACAGUAAAAUGAAGUAUAGAUUCAUUAAUCUUCUUAAAUUUAUGAAUUCAGUUAAAUUAAAGAGGAUGUAAUUGUAGCUAGUUAUAAAGAAGUUUUUGAACUAUUAAGUUAUUGUGUAAUUAUAAAACACGUAUUGCAAUAUUGCUGACCCUUGCUAAGAUGCAUGGAGAUGCUUAACAUGCUUAGGCACUGGGUUGUUUGGUCAAAGAGCCUCUUUCCUCUGUGCUGUUAUGCUCUGUUGUUUGAUUCUGAAGGCACCGACUGGCAAAAGUAAUUAAUCCUGUGCUGAAGUGUUAAAAAGCCAAUUUAAUUUAUUUCUUUUCAUAAGACAAAAUAGCCCUUUGAGCCUGUAAAUAAAUUUUAUUUCAUAGUUUUCUGUAGCCCAUGUCGGGGCCUCCACUAUCUUCCACCCUUGAACAAUGACUUCCUUAGCCUUUAUCUCAGGGAACUUCACUGUAUUUCCAAUACAUGUGCAUUUGCAUGCAUUUUAAAAAUUCUUAAAAUGGAAAGCUUUUUUUCUUAAAACUGGGAAAGUUUAAAAUAUUGACAUGGGAAAUGACUAAUGAGAUGAUUUUAUGUGUAAUAUUUUUGAGACAGUUUUACUACAUUUAUUGCACUCUUACUGGAAUUUUUUCCCGAUAAAAGACAUAUGCAAUAAAAAGACUGGUAAUUUGUUAGUACAUGGGAGUGAUCUGAACUGUAUAGAGAAAGUUGAAUUUAAAGAAUUAAAAUGUGAAUAAUUAUUUACAUAUUGGAAAAUUCUAAAAUAUGGAAUGCAUGAUUCUUGGAUGCAUGUAAGGUGCAUGAAUGUAUCACUUGAAAUGUUUUCUGUUUCAGAAAGGAUUUUUCAAAUAUUUUAUUAACUUGUUUGCUUUCUUGUACUAUUGCUCAAUAAAGUUGUUUGUUUUUUUUGUACAUGAA
This is a messenger RNA of Gryllus bimaculatus (two-spotted cricket), 3135 nucleotides long. Lineage: Eukaryota; Metazoa; Arthropoda; Insecta; Orthoptera; Gryllidae. The record is from the annotation of a GenBank genome assembly.